Spodoptera littoralis (African cotton leafworm) is the source of this 731-nucleotide messenger RNA. The record is from the annotation of a GenBank genome assembly. Lineage: Eukaryota; Metazoa; Arthropoda; Insecta; Lepidoptera; Noctuidae.
AUGGCUUCUUGGGCACGCCAGUGCAAGCCGACGGGUCGUAGCACCAUGGCGGUGGGCUUAUUGCUCUGCAUUGCUUGGUAUUACACCAUUCUUGCCGGAUUCUUCAUUCUCUAUUGUCCUGUUAUGUACCUAAUGUUUUUUAGUCACAAAUUAUACAGAAAGUUAGUUGAUCACUAUUUUCUUUAUGGGAAUUGUAUCCUGUGGCGCUGUUUCAAUGUUGUUGUGAUACUCAAUUGCAUCACUUUGGUGAUUUUGUGAAACCGGACGAAAAGACCAUAAUUGUAAUGAAUCAUCGCACAAGAGUUGAUUGGAACUAUGUUUGGAUAGCUUUGUAUCAUGCAACGCAAAAUCCUUCAGGUGAAUUGUGCUCUUGUAAACGAACUGACCAAAAUCUCAGUGAAUCUAAUAGCAUACAGGAUUCGGAGGCAAAUCGAAAAUAAAAUUUGUUUUGAAGGAUGAAAUCAAAAAUAUUCCUGGCAUGGGUUGGAUUAUGCAGUUAAACUUUUCCUCUACGUAAAGAGAAAUUGGCGCGAGGAUCAACUAAACCUUUCACAGUUUGUGGAUUACUACCAGAAGCUGAAUUAUGACUACAGACUAGUACUAUUCCCUGAAGGAACGGACUUAAGUGAGGAGAAUCGUCGUCGUAGUGAUAAAUAUGCACAGGCUAACACAUGCAGGUAUUCUUUUAUCUCUAUCUGUAUAUUUGUAUUGACCAACACUACUGCAGCUAG